UAGCUAUGCACCUAAUCUCCAGUUCCAUAAUGUUUAUGUAAAACAAGAACAACUUCCUGUCAUGGAAAUACAUGAUUUUUCAUAACAAAACACCAAAAUAACAACAUCCAGAUCAACAUGGCAACUUCAUCCAGAUCAAAAGAUAAAUCAUUGUCAUCACAAUCAUCCAGCACUAGCCGGCCGCCUCAGGCCGUGAAAUACACCCGUCGAACACCAAGUGGUCGGAUUAUGAGCUUGUCAAGAGAUGAUGAUUUGGAUAUGUCCAAUGAAUUUUCAGGUCAAAAUGACUAUAUCAAUUACACUGUUAUGAUGCCCCCUACUCCUGAUAACCAGCCUGCCGGACCCUCCUCGGACAAUAAACCUGAUGGGCCUAGCUCAUACACGACAAGCCGGUUUGGGUCGGAGUCGCAACGGAUGAGUAGACGGAUAGGAGAAGAGGAAGAUAAUUAUGGUAGUAAUGGUGACAGUGGUGGCAAUUAUGGCUCCAAAUUGGAACGGAGGAUGUCAAUAAUGAGAUCAUCAAACAAUAAAUCAAUGUUGCUAAGGAGCCAAACGCAAGAUUUUGAUCACAAUCGGUGGUUGUUUGAGACCAAGGGAACAUACGGUGUUGGAAAUGCAUAUUGGUCGGAAGGGGACUCUUAUGGUUCUGAUACAGGACUGAGUAUGUCAGAUUUUAUGGACAAGCCUUGGAAACCUCUCACUAGGAAGAUUAAAGUUCCCGCUGCUAUUCUUAGCCCUUACAGGGUGCUUGUAGCUAUCCGAAUGGUAGUACUUGCUUUCUUCCUGGCAUGGAGAGUACAAAAUCCUAACAGAGAGGCAAUGUGGUUAUGGGGUAUAUCUAUUGUUUGUGAGAUUUGGUUUGCAUUCUCAUGGCUAUUAGACAUGCUCCCAAAGCUCAACCCCAUCAACAGAGCUACUGAUCUAGCUGCCCUCAGGGACAAGUUCGAGAAGCCUUCCCCUUCCAAUCCAACCGGCCGGUCAGACCUUCCUGGUGUUGAUGUCUUCGUCUCCACCGCCGACCCUGAAAAGGAACCACCACUCGUCACUGCCAACACAAUUUUGUCAAUUCUUGCAGUUGACUACCCUGUUGAGAAGAUCUCAGGCUACAUUUCUGAUGAUGGUGGCUCCAUCCUCACCUUUGAGGCCAUGGCUGAGGCCAUCCGCUUCGCCGAGGUGUGGGUGCCAUUUUGUCGAAAACACAACAUUGAGCCAAGGAAUCCUGAUAGUUACUUCAACCUGAAAACUGACCCUACCAAGAACAAGAAGCGGCCUGAUUUUGUGAAGGAUCGCCGCUGGAUCAAGAGGGAGUACGAUGAGUUUAAGGUGAGAAUCAAUGGUCUCCCUGAAGUAAUACGUAGGAGAAGCGAGUCAUAUAACAAAAAAGAGGAGAGAAAGGAGAAAACACUUGCCCGGGAGAAAAACAGCGGCGCAUUGCCGCCAGAAGGGGUUAACGUGCCCAAAGCUACUUGGAUGGCUGAUGGCACCCACUGGCCUGGAACAUGGAUAAAUCCAACUGCUGAUCACGCAAAGGGUGACCAUGCUGGCAUUCUGCAGAUAAUGAGUAAGGUCCCGGAAAGUGAUCCAGUGAUGGGUCAUCUUGACGAGAAGAAAUUGGACUUUACUGGGGUUGAUAUCAGGAUCCCAAUGUUUGCAUAUGUCUCCCGUGAAAAGAGGCCUGGCUAUGACCACAACAAGAAGGCUGGAGCCAUGAAUGCCAUGGUUAGAGCUUCAGCCAUAUUGUCCAACGGACCAUUUAUACUCAAUUUGGAUUGUGAUCAUUACAUCUACAAUUCUUUGGCUAUAAGGGAGGGAAUGUGCUUUAUGAUGGAUCGUGGUGGUGACCGUAUAUGCUACAUCCAAUUUCCACAAAGAUUUGAAGGGAUUGAUCCGUCUGAUCGAUACGCCAAUCAUAACACUGUCUUUUUUGAUGGAAGUAUGCGAGCACUUGAUGGUCUUCAAGGCCCAGUGUAUGUAGGAACUGGGUGCAUGUUUCGGAGAUAUGCACUAUAUGGGUUCCUUCCUCCAAGGGCAAACGAGUACUCAGGGAUGUUCGGCCAAGUGAAGGCCAAGGCUCCACACAUUCGGUCUCAAUCGGAUGACUCGGAAACGCAGCCCCUGACUGAUCACCCAGACUUGAAUCUGCCAAAGAAGUUUGGGAAUUCAGCUAUGUUCAAUGAGUCCAUAGCCAUCGCGGAAUACCAAGGACGGCCACUUGCCGACCAUGCUUCAAUAAAGAAUGGCAGGCCUCCUGGAGCACUGCUCAUGCCUCGUCCCCCACUAGAUGCGCCUACUGUUGCAGAGGCAGUUGCUGUCAUUUCUUGCUGGUAUGAGGACAAGACGGAGUGGGGCGAAAAGAUUGGUUGGAUUUAUGGCUCAGUAACAGAAGAUGUGGUUACAGGUUACCGGAUGCACAACCGUGGGUGGCGAUCUGUGUACUGUGUAACAAAGCGAGACGCCUUCCGUGGCACAGCACCUAUCAACCUUACUGACCGUCUUCACCAGGUGCUUCGAUGGGCUACCGGUUCGGUCGAAAUCUUUUUCUCAAAAAACAAUGCCUUUCUAGCAAGCAGGCGGAUUAAGUUCCGACAACGCAUUGCUUACUUAAAUGUUGGCAUCUAUCCCUUCACCUCCUUCUUCUUGGUGGCAUACUGCUUCCUACCAGCACUUUCCCUCAUGUCCGGACACUUCAUUGUCUCAUCCCUCAAUGUUGCGUUCUUAUCAUACCUCCUUCUCAUUACCAUAACACUAACUCUCCUGUCCCUUCUUGAAGUAAAAUGGUCUGGAAUUGGUCUAGAGGAGUGGUGGCGAAAUGAGCAGUUUUGGGUCAUUGGAGGCACUAGUGCUCACUUUGCUGCUGUGCUCCAAGGGCUUUUAAAAGUCAUAGCCGGUAUUGAGAUUUCUUUCACGUUAACCUCGAAGUCUGCAGGAGAAGAUGAGGAUGACAUUUUUGCUGAUCUAUAUGUGGUUAAAUGGACAAGUCUGUUCGUAAUGCCACUAACGAUCAUAGUAACUAACAUGAUUGCCCUUGUGAUUGGAGUGUCAAGGACAAUAUACAGUGUCAUACCGCAAUGGGGUAAGCUUAUUGGAGGAUCCUUUUUCAGCUUCUGGGUGUUGGCUCAUAUGUACCCUUUUAUUAAAGGGUUGUUGGGCAGGAGAGGAAGAGUGCCAACAAUCGUAUAUGUCUGGGCAGGGCUGAUCUCGAUUACAGUGUCUUUGCUUUUGGUAGCAAUUGAUCCCCCAACUGAUAAUUCCAACUCCAUUUCCGAUUCCAGUUGAGAUGUUCAGAUAUAGUUAUCAAGAACUAGAAACUGAUGGAGAUAUUCUUAGAUUUUUUUUUUUUUUUUUUUUUGGUGGGAAGGAGGGAUAGGGUGCAUCGUGCUUGUGCUCCCAGAAUUUAAAAUUAAAUAGUGAAUACUUGUAUUUGUAUGAGUUAAACAAUCAUCCAUGUUCCACUGAGAAACUAUGACAAACAUACAGUAAAUUAUUUCAUGUAAUCACCAAUGGAAAAUAUACGCAGAGCA
This is a messenger RNA of Hevea brasiliensis (rubber tree), 3521 nucleotides long. RefSeq names its product cellulose synthase-like protein D1. Gene Ontology annotation, cellular component: trans-Golgi network; plasma membrane. NCBI's taxonomy places the organism in Eukaryota, Viridiplantae, Streptophyta, Magnoliopsida, Malpighiales, Euphorbiaceae. Gene Ontology annotation, biological process: cellulose biosynthetic process; plant-type primary cell wall biogenesis. Gene Ontology annotation, molecular function: mannan synthase activity; cellulose synthase (UDP-forming) activity. The transcript is spliced from 6 exons. The record is from RefSeq and is a predicted model, not a curated record. Bases 118 to 3276 code for a protein of 1052 amino acids.